Molecule: messenger RNA, 954 nt
Organism: Lactuca saligna
Lineage: Eukaryota; Viridiplantae; Streptophyta; Magnoliopsida; Asterales; Asteraceae
Source: the annotation of a GenBank genome assembly
AUGCAGGAACUCCAUAUUCAUUAUGGUGUUCACACUCUUUUUUCCAAUAUUGGCUGGGAGCGCCUAUUAUCUGCGGAUUUUGCCACUUGUCCUCUACUGAACCGAGAGUUUUUGGCUACUCUUAGUGAGGUGAAUCAUGAGGGAAACAUAGCUUUUCGUAUCUUUAACACCCCUCACACUAUUCACGUCGACCAGUUAUGUACUUUUUCCAUACCCCUAUCACCAGUUUAUCCCAGCCCACUCCCCCUUUCAACGUCCAUUGAGACUAUGAAAGUCGGCAAAGCCGAGCUUUUUCUUUUGUGGUGCAUGAUCACCAGGUCGCAUCGCCCGCAUUUUGGUGAUGUUAUCAUCAAAUGUUUCCAUAGAGUUAUCUCCCUUCGCACCCGCGGUGCAAUUUGUUGUGGUGGUUUGAUUUUUAUCAUUGUCCGCGUCCUCACGGUGCCAUCUCCUCCGGGGUACACCUUUUUCACGGGUGAUUCUUUCCGUUUGACCCUGCAGACCCUUAGGUCUAUGCAUAUGCUUCGUCCUGCCCCAGGAGAGUAUGUUUGGAUGUUGGGUCGCUCCCUGUAUUUCAAGGUCACUGGACCUGGUGACAUAGCUCUUGCUGAACCCAUUAGCGAGACUGAGUGGGUGCUCUCUUCAAACAUCCAAUUACCACCUCGCCCACGUAGGGAACCGUAUGCACAAUCUGAUCGACCAUCUUCAUCCACUCAACACCCAGACUAUGCAGACGCCACACCUAUAUCCUUUACCCAUCCUGAUCCUAUGCAUACUGAUUUUCAGGAUCAGCCCCCACCCACUCAGCCAUCUCAACCUCACCCAAACUCCCCUUUCACUUACCAGCAAUUAUCGGUUAUGACAAUCAAAUUUCCGCAGACUGAUUUUUUAUUAUCUAAGGCUGGGGUCUCGAAUCACGGUGUCUUGGGUCCCCUGGUUAUGACACCUGAUGACUGA